UGGUGCAGUAGGCAGUGCCAUGAUGAGGUAAACAUACUCAGCUUAUUUGACAUCUGCAAACUGACUGACAUCUGUGUGUUCUGGGCUAAAUGGUUGAAAAUGUUAACACACAGCAUCAACCUCAGCAAGAAAUAAAGGGCAAGAAUCUGUGAAGGCAAAAAAAAAGAAGAAGAAAUAAUCAAGGUGCUUUGCGCUGAGCACAGCAGCUGAGAAUAACAAACAGGCCACUGCCUACCAGUGAUAUCAUCCUUAGAGGUUAAAAUGCUAAUCAUAGCCAGAAGUGCAUUUUAGAUGUUAAAGUGUCACCUUUCAUAUUGUUCAUCUGUGCUGGAGAUAUGAAGCAGUCACCUCUGGUAUGAUUAAGCAACUACAGUAUAGCCACAGGGUGACCAUGUGUGUGAACAGUUGCGUCAUAAUCCUUGACAUCUCCUUUUUCCGGUCACACUCUCUUCCGAUUAGAUCCCAUCCUUCAUGAUGUGUUAAGAUAAGAUGCUAAAGGGACUCAUAGUCAAGGAAAAUAUUUUAACCACAAGUCAGCACCAAACCCAGAUUAGAUUCUGCACAAUGCAAUAUAAACAAACAACAGGAAAGUUGACUAAAAGCAGAAAAGCUAAUCAAAUAUAAGCACUGAGUCUUUGUUUAAAUACACCGAAAGUGGACAGUGGUGGAUGCCCAUAAAAAACAUGGUCAGAGGUUCAAAUAUAAAAGUCAGCGUAUGUAUAUAUGGAUGCACUUCUUUCUAUGUGUAAGUAACCACCAACCUUCAGACUGGGAAAGGACCUGCUCUUUCUCCCGAGCCAAAAUAAUACUCAUAAUGAUAAUAACACAAUAAUAAUACUCAUUAAAAAAAGAAAAGAAAAGAAAGAAAAGCAGUUUAACAACAGUAACUGCAGAAGUAGUGACUUGUUACUUCCACCCUGAAAAACAAGAUCAGUGCCAGAGCAGAUUUUUUAUCUCACUGAGAGUUUCAGCCUUGAGAUUCCACAUCACUUUCAUGCUGAGCUUUUGAUCAGGACAUGCUUUUCCCUCACCAAGGCUGAAUGCAACUUUUGAACAACCUGUGGCCACUACAUACACUCCCUAUAUAAACCCCCUCAAAUUCCUCAGGUCACUCAUUUUCUGCCUUUGCCAACCAACUGAGGAGCAGUAACACAUCAUACAAUGCCGGCUGCUAGGUGUUUGGUGUCUCUCGUGGCGGUGCUAGUGGCUGCAGUGUGUGUGGCACAUGCACAGGAGAGGAUCAAGAUAUGUGGACGAGAGCUGAUACGUCUGGCCGUCUCAUCCUGCGGCAGCUCCCGGGCCAGGAGAAGCAUCCCGGAUUUAGGACUGGAAAAGAAUCAAUACGCUCCUCUCUGGGAGCAGAUCUCCUCCACAGAAGAGUACCUGACUUCAGGGACUGUACGCACGGCUUCAAGGGCAGAUGGAGAAAAGGACGCCGUCUCCUUGGCUCCUCACCUUCUGUCAUCACGGAUCAGGCGAACUGCUGGAAAAAUAUCUGAUAUUUGCUGUGAGAAAGGAUGUAGCAUGAAGGAGCUGAUACAGUUUUGCUAAAUGAAGCCGGUGGCAUAUCAGAACGAGUUAAGUGAUUAUCUUCAGAGUUUUGCUGGGUUUUCUUUUAGUGAUCCUGAAUGUACUUGGUGAUAUUUAUCUAUGACAUUUAACAGUAUCAAAGAUAAAACUGGAGUGCACACAGGAUUUUGUUAUUUGAUUUAUUGUUUUUAUCAAUGUAAAUAUAGUAUAUUAACUGAACCGAUAUUACUGGACAGUCAGUCCAUAAGAAAUCACAAAAGUCCCAGAAUCAAACCCUUAUUUUCUCAGACCUAACAAAGAUGACAAUAAAUAUUACUCCCAAUGAAGUGAAGGUUUCAGUUACUGCUUGUGUCCUAUACACUAAUCUGCAUCAACUGACCCAAAUCUUAGACAAUUAUGAUAAGUAAACAAAUGCAAAGCAUACAAAAAACUUCAGAUGCCAGAGAGCCAUUUUAACACUUGAGCUGUUUUUCUGCUGUAUAUGCAUACUGGUAUAUAUUAAGAUCCAUGUAAGUUUUGUUGUGAGCGCAGUUUAUUGGUGCCAAAGGAGCUAAAUCGGAUUGUGGCUAUUGGCCUAGCCAUUGAGCUAUUUAACAGAAAUAAUCUUUGUAACCCGGCCUGUGCCUCACACCGAGGAGUGUAUAAUUCUCUCAACAGAUAAUCAAAUGUGCCGCUGAUUAGCUGCCACUCUAUACUGCAGCCUGCGCCGAAUGACUCCUAAUAGCAAAUGAAAUCAGCCUACAGUGACUGAUUGGUUAAUUUGUUUUAAUUGAGGGAAGAAUGGAUUGUGCUGUACGUACGAUUUGUUUUUGCGUAAUUGGUUUUAUUUGCUGUGUUAUCAGACAAAGCGCGCAAAGAUGAAUGCUAAAAUUAGAUCAACUUGUUAGCAGAUUAUAUUGUUAGAAAGGUUUUAACUGCAGAUAAUCAGAGAACACAGCACACUAAUAAUGCCUGUAACAAUUGGCUUAAUCCAUCAAACAAUAAGGAAAUUAAAUUAGAAAUUUUGGGUUCAAACUGAUGGCAUGCAUUCAAGAUUUGUCAGCCAUCAUACUACAGUAUUAGUAGUAUGAUGGCCCAUGCUUAGAGUAAUGUGCAAAAGUCUUGAGCCACCCAUCAUUUCUUUAUAUUUUUCUUAGAAUUGACCAGA
Haplochromis burtoni (Burton's mouthbrooder) is the source of this 2677-nucleotide messenger RNA. RefSeq names its product insulin-like 3 (Leydig cell) (gene insl3). Gene Ontology annotation, cellular component: extracellular region. Gene Ontology annotation, molecular function: G protein-coupled receptor binding; hormone activity. The coding region runs from base 1162 to 1551 and encodes 129 amino acids. Lineage: Eukaryota; Metazoa; Chordata; Actinopteri; Cichliformes; Cichlidae. The record is from RefSeq and is a predicted model, not a curated record. Gene Ontology annotation, biological process: adenylate cyclase-inhibiting G protein-coupled receptor signaling pathway. The transcript is spliced from 2 exons.